This is a messenger RNA of Elgaria multicarinata webbii, 640 nucleotides long. RefSeq names its product small integral membrane protein 27 (gene TZMP1). Lineage: Eukaryota; Metazoa; Chordata; Lepidosauria; Squamata; Anguidae. Bases 19 to 174 code for a protein of 51 amino acids. The transcript has 2 exons. The record is from RefSeq and is a predicted model, not a curated record.
AAGAGAUACAGCAGAGGAAUGGCUCACGUGAGCCGGCGGACGCUGGAGUGGAUAUACUCACUGAUUCUUCUCACCAUUGUAUUGCUUUCAUGGGGAUAUGUCAUUUAUGCAACGCGAAUAGCAGCCAAAUGGCAACUGAAGGAGGACUACCCCACAGAAACACAGAACCUUUGAGAUGUGCCAAAGCAGAAAGGCAUUCCACAUCCAUCCACAGUAAUGUGUAAAAAAAUUCAGAGGUUCAAGAUUUGCAGAGCUGCGAUAGCAAAUAUUCAAAUGUCAAAAAUACGGAUUAGACAGGUAUUUGCAAGAAUUUCAUAUGUCACAGCCCUGUCAAGAUAAUGUUAAGGGUACUAAACUUUGCAAUCAUCGGCUAUGAAGAAAACUUCAAAAGUUUGACUUUCACUUCACUGAUUAUGCCGGUACAAAUUCAGAGGAAUGAGGUCUGAGGUUGGCAUCCUAAAUAAGCCACUACUAAGAAAACACCGCCAAACUUGUACAUCUAGGAUUGUGGUUCAAGUGACAAAGCCGGUAUACCUUUGAGGUGGAGAGGCCACUCAUUAUUUCCAUGUUUUAAAAAUAUUGUGCAAUUUUGUAAUUUUACUGUUAAAAGAAAUAAUAAAACUAUUAAAUGAACAAUCAA